This is a messenger RNA of Cherax quadricarinatus, 489 nucleotides long. NCBI's taxonomy places the organism in Eukaryota, Metazoa, Arthropoda, Malacostraca, Decapoda, Parastacidae. The record is from RefSeq and is a predicted model, not a curated record.
GUAUAUGAAGUUUAAUCCUGCACAAACAUUAACCAUGCAAGGAAAACCCACUAAAAAUAAAGAUGCUUGCCAGGAAUGCAACAGAGCUACAGCUGCAGUAAUGUGUAAAAAAUGCACAUCACAUCUAUGCCAUCAGUGCUUUAAGAAGAUCCAUAAUCACAGAACAAUGAGACUACAUGAACCAAAGCCAAUAAAUUCUGUUGAAGGGUUUUCCCAGCUCCCAAAGUGCCUGGAGCACCCUGAUGUAACAGUCACCCAUUUGUGCAGAACAUGUUCAGUAAAGGACAAGGAGACGUUGUUUUGUACCAGAUGCUGGUUACUAGGUGUACACCAGCAACACGAGAUCAUUGAGAUUACAAGGCUUACAGCUCACUAUUUACCAGAAAUUGAAAAAAUAAUGCAGGACCUGGUUGAAGUAAUAGAUGUCUUAGACAGCAGCAAAAGGGUAAGCACAUAGUUAUGUCUUAGUUAUUUAUAUGAACAGUGAGG